AUGGCGUCCCUCAUCCGUGGCCUUGGCCCGCACUUGCAACAGAUGAAAGACGACGCCGAUGAGCUAUUUGCGGCACAUCCCAUGGAGGACAAGUUUGCGCCUUCGUUCGCGCCGAGCGAUGGACCUCUCGUGGCGACUCGUAUCACGAAAGGCAUAAGCUACUACUUCACAGCCAACGUGUUUAUCAAACGGCAGCCACACGCAGAUGAAAUGGGCCUCGAUAUAUACGGCAACCACGUGGUGAUUCCUUACAUCGCCGAUCGUCUUCGGAACGAAGCGGCUGCUCUGCAGUUUAUCGCCAAGCAUACUUCGAUUCCCGUGCCCAAGGUGGUAUGCCUGUGGGAAGAGAACGGACUCGUGCAUCUCAAGACGAGUAUGGUCCUCGAUGGUAUCGAACUACGAAAUGUCGGCGAGUCGCUUCUGCCUACUGCCAUCGAACGAGUGACAGCCCAGCUCGAGACGGACAUCACCCCGCAGCUACAGCAGCUGCGCCGCAACUCGAUCGGCAGUGCCAGUCCAACGCUGCCGGUCAUCGUGCCACACCUGCUGUGGAAGUGGAAAGACAAGCGGGUCUGGCCGCAAGUGACGGCCGAGACGGACGAGUUCGUUUUUGUGCACACGGACUUGGACCGCCAGAACAUUCUCGUGGACCCCGCUACGUUUCGGAUCGUGUGCAUCCUGGACUGGGAGACCGCUGGCUUCUUCCCGCGCGAUUGGGAACUGCCGAAAUGGAAGGUGGAGGCACGCACGCCGGAGAAACUUCACAUGGAGACUGAAGCGAAGAAGCGCCAUCUUGCAUUGUUUGGCGCUGAUUUUGCAGACGAUGAGCAGUAA
Molecule: messenger RNA, 834 nt
Organism: Sporothrix brasiliensis 5110
Lineage: Eukaryota; Fungi; Ascomycota; Sordariomycetes; Ophiostomatales; Ophiostomataceae
Exons: 1
Coding region: 1-834 (277 amino acids)
Source: RefSeq, a predicted model, not a curated record